Paramisgurnus dabryanus is the source of this 1287-nucleotide messenger RNA. RefSeq names its product lipoic acid synthetase (gene lias). Gene Ontology annotation, cellular component: mitochondrion. Gene Ontology annotation, biological process: lipoate biosynthetic process. Lineage: Eukaryota; Metazoa; Chordata; Actinopteri; Cypriniformes; Cobitidae. Gene Ontology annotation, molecular function: lipoate synthase activity; 4 iron, 4 sulfur cluster binding. The record is from RefSeq and is a predicted model, not a curated record.
AUUGUUGUCAAUGACAGGCUCUGGCUGAAUCUGGAUUUAAAGUCAUGGCGUUGAUCAACCGGAGUUGUACUGCGGCGGCUCGAUAUUCCUCUAAUCAAUUGUUUUUACCAUCAAAAUGCUUUGAAGUGUCACACGUUUACUCUAACAGACUGACAUCUGCUGCCAACACAUCAGCCACACAUACAGAGAAGAAAAAGGAGAUUAAAGAAGAUGGGCUCAACCUGCAGGACUUUAUAUCAGGAGAGCUGUCAGAAAAGAGCAAGUGGGAGGAAUACAGAGGUAGCUUAAAGAGAGAGAAGGGAGAACGACUAAGGCUUCCGCCGUGGCUAAAGACAGAAAUCCCAAUAGGAAAGAACUUCAACAAACUAAAAAGCACGCUCAGAAAUCUAAACCUACACACAGUCUGUGAGGAAGCCAGAUGUCCCAAUAUCGGUGAAUGCUGGGGAGGAGGAGAGCAUGCUACUGCUACAGCAACCAUCAUGUUAAUGGGGGACACAUGUACACGAGGCUGUAGGUUCUGUUCGGUUAAAACAGCAAGACGCCCUCCUCCCCUUGAUCCUGAUGAGCCAUAUAACACAGCCAAAGCCAUAGCAGCAUGGGGACUGGACUAUGUAGUACUCACGUCAGUGGACAGAGAUGAUAUUCCUGAUGGUGGGGCUGAGCAUUUUGCAAAGACCGUCUCCAACCUUAAAGAGAGGAAUCCUACUAUCUUGGUGGAGUGUUUGACUCCUGAUUUUCGUGGUGAUCUGGCAUCAGUGGAGAAAGUUGCUUUGUCUGGGCUUGAUGUUUAUGCUCAUAAUGUAGAGACCGUCAAAGAGUUGCAAAGGUUUGCACGUGACCCCCGUGCGAACUUCAACCAAUCGCUGAGCGUUUUACGUCAUGCCAAAAAGGUGAAACCCAGUUUGCUCACCAAAACUUCACUCAUGCUGGGGCUCGGAGAGACAGACUCACAGAUACAUGCUACAUUGAAUGAAUUGAGGGACUCUGGAGUGGACUGCUUAACAUUGGGGCAGUACAUGCAGCCAACCAAACGUCACCUCAAGGUGGAAGAGUACGUUACUCCUGACAAGUUUGCAUAUUGGGAGAAAGUUGGCAAGGAGUUGGGCUUCAUCUACACAGCCAGCGGUCCACUUGUGCGUUCCUCUUACAAAGCAGGCGAGUUUUUCUUGAAGAAUCUGCUGGAAAAGAGGAAGACUGCAGGGGCAAAAGCAACAGAGGAUUAAUUUUUAGUGUUGUAAACACUGUAAAGAACAAACAUUACAAAUAAAUUACCCAUUUUGGCAGUAA